Alternaria metachromatica is the source of this 606-nucleotide messenger RNA. RefSeq lists its product as uncharacterized. The record is from RefSeq and is a predicted model, not a curated record. The transcript has 2 exons. Lineage: Eukaryota; Fungi; Ascomycota; Dothideomycetes; Pleosporales; Pleosporaceae. Bases 1 to 606 code for a protein of 201 amino acids.
AUGCGAAAGGUGCAGGUGUCGAACGGAACAUGCGAUACCCCAACUACCAAUCGAUCAGUCGAUACCGACAACGAUAGCGACGAGGUGCUCACUCACGCAGCCACAGAAAGCCAGUGCGUGCCCAAAUCUUAUAUCCACUGGUGCUAUCACCCCAGUACAGAUUGGAUACUGUGGUAUCUCGUCAGCAAGUUACCGAAAGAGGAGGACGGCAGGAUAUCCGAUGUCGGAUUAACACCUGCUCGAGUCGACUCGGGCAUUGGGCUUCACUUGCUGGGACACGAAGAUGGACAUCUAUCACCUACCGCGGCGUCCACACCGUCAACCCCAAUCACUCUGUCCUUCCAUUUCAAAGACGGCACGACCACGAAACUCCUCGACUACCGUGUUUACUCCCAAUGGGCCAAUGUCAACUCCCUACUGAACGAACUGGCACAGGACGGCAUUGUCAUCGACGAGCUAUGGGACGUGAACGAGGACAUGCCGAUUGUACACGAUGAGUUGGAUGAGUUCAGCGAAGGAAACAAGAAACGAGCAUACAUGGUGGUUCACUCGAUGGAGGCAAAGAGUAGAAAAGACCGUGCCAGGGAGAAAGGAAGCAUUGGAUGA